AAACUCCAGAGAGAGAACUCUUUCUCUUUCCCAUAACAUCUUUCAUUAUCAUCAUCAUCACCGUCAUGUGUAACACACCACCACCUACCACCACCGUGUCCGAGAACCAACAACCUCAAACCGGACACUUAUUCAACCUCCUCCCGACCAAAACCUCCCAACAUCUCCGACAUUGCGAGAACAAAAGAUCUCCACUCAUGUCCGAAGCCUUAACCGAGGCCAAGUCUCUCUUCACACUCGCUUUCCCGAUCGCCGUGACGGCACUAGUCCUCUACCUCCGCUCCGCCGUCUCCAUGUUUUUCCUAGGCCGUCUCGGUGACCUCGAAUUAGCCGCCGGUUCACUCGCCAUUGCCUUCGCCAACAUAACCGGUUACUCUGUUUUAUCCGGUUUAGCACUCGGUAUGGAGCCACUCUGCUCUCAAGCCUUUGGCGCUCACCGCUACAAACUCCUCUCACUAACCCUCCAUCGAACCGUGGUUUUCCUCUUGGUUUGCUGCGUACCGAUCUCGGUUCUCUGGUUCAACGUUAGUAAAAUCUCGGUUUACCUACACCAAGAACCGGACAUCGCGAAGCUAGCACAAACGUAUCUCAUCUACUCACUCCCUGACCUCGUAACCAACACUCUCCUUCACCCAAUAAGAAUCUACCUUCGCGCUCAAGGCAUCAUCCACCCCGUCACACUAGCGUCCCUAUCCGGCGCCGUUUUCCACAUCCCCGCUAAUAUUUUCCUCGUCUCUUACCUUAAACUAGGUUUAAAAGGCGUCGCGGUGGCCUCCUCGGCUACUAACCUCUUCGUGGUUAUUUUCUUGAUAUGUUACGUGUGGGCUAGUGGUCUCCACGUGCCUACAUGGACCGACCCGACCCGGGACUGUUUACGAGAAUGGACUCCUUUACUCCGUCUCGCUGGACCUAGCUGUGUCUCCGUGUGUUUGGAGUGGUGGUGGUACGAGAUCAUGAUCGUUCUUUGCGGGCUGCUAGUGAGCCCGAGGUCGACCGUUGCCGCCAUGGGGGUUUUGAUACAGACGACGUCGUUUUUAUAUGUUUUUCCUUCUUCUUUGAGCUUCGCCGUCUCGACUCGUGUUGGCAACGAGCUGGGAGCGAACCGUCCCAGGACGGCGAAGCUCUCGGCUAGCGUUUCUAUCGUUUUCGCGGCGGUGACGGGGAUCACCGCCGCGGCGUUUGCCUACUCGGUUAGAAAUGCUUGGGGGAUGGUUUUCACCGGAGAUGAGGAGAUUUUGCGGUUAACUGCGGCGGCGCUUCCGAUAUUGGGUUUGUGUGAGAUCGGGAACUGUCCUCAGACGGUGGGGUGCGGAGUCGUGAGGGGGACGGCACGGCCGUCUACAGCGGCGAAUGUGAAUCUUGGCGCGUUUUAUCUGGUGGGCAUGCCGGUGGCUGUGGGUCUUGGGUUUUGGGCCGGAUUUGGGUUUAAUGGGCUUUGGUUAGGACUUCUUGCUGCGCAGAUUAGCUGCGCUGGUCUUAUGAUGUAUGUUGUGGGGACCACUGAUUGGGAAGCGGAGGCUAAGAAGGCGCGGUCGCUAACAUGCGCUGACUCUGUAGUGAGCGAUUUAAUUAAGACGGUGGUGGUGGCUAAUUCUGACGGUCAGAGCGAUGAGACGCAGCCGUUGCUUCGUAUCACGGUGCUUUAUUGAUACAAAAUUUUUAUAAUAUAAGUUCAAGUUAAUUAUAAGUUAUAGCUAUAAUUAUUUUUCUCCUCUCUUUUAAUAGAAAGAGAAAGUUUUGUCUUUCUUGAAAAUAUUAACAUUUCUUCCUUUUUUGUACUUUAACAUUUUUUUUUUGUUUCUCUCCUUAUAUUAUGCCCUUAUGAUUG
Molecule: messenger RNA, 1828 nt
Organism: Eruca vesicaria subsp. sativa (arugula)
Lineage: Eukaryota; Viridiplantae; Streptophyta; Magnoliopsida; Brassicales; Brassicaceae
Source: the annotation of a GenBank genome assembly